CAGUGGUGGUUUGCUGCAUCGCCUCACGAGGUCAAGAUUGUACUUCUCGCCAAGUUUGACCAUACGCAACGCAAGAUCGUCUUGGAAUGGUGGGAAGAGGAGACAUCACCAGGCCCAACGACCCUGGAGCCGGUCAAACGGCAGGAGAUCACCAUCCGUCAGAACGAAGCGAUGGACCCAGUCUUUUAUGAGGUUUCCGGAGGACCGUUGGUGCUGGGGUUUGAGCUCCUUUUCCUUUGA
This is a messenger RNA of Thermothielavioides terrestris NRRL 8126, 240 nucleotides long. RefSeq lists its product as uncharacterized. The record is from RefSeq and is a predicted model, not a curated record. The annotation marks the transcript as partial. Lineage: Eukaryota; Fungi; Ascomycota; Sordariomycetes; Sordariales; Chaetomiaceae. The transcript has a single exon.